Molecule: messenger RNA, 3026 nt
Organism: Selaginella moellendorffii
Lineage: Eukaryota; Viridiplantae; Streptophyta; Lycopodiopsida; Selaginellales; Selaginellaceae
Product: pentatricopeptide repeat-containing protein At4g02750-like
Exons: 2
Coding region: 484-2859 (791 amino acids)
Molecular function (GO): protein binding
Source: RefSeq, a predicted model, not a curated record
AGCUGAGAGUGGCUAGGAAGAGGCCAAGUUGGAGUAAGAAAAACUCACUGGAGCCUUGUAAUUGCCAUCCCUGGUUUUGCGAGCCUGAAUGUAUGCAGCAUGUCAACAUGGAUGGAGAAUCUACCCUGAAUAUCUGCUAUUACUAGUGUUCCGCUGGAGUAUAGAGGGGAAACACCAUCCAAUGGCUCGUGUGGCAGAACUUCUAGAAGAUGCUUUUCUUGAGGUUUUCUUGGAGUUCUCUCACAAGGGAAGAAUUGUGAGGAUUGAUACUACCUGCCAAAUUAGGGGGAGUAUCUUGACGGUGGGAGAGUUUUGUUGUAGACGAAUCAGUGAUAGAGGUUGUUUUAAUUCGAGCUUGAGCUGGAUCGCUUCGAAUGCCUCCGAGAGAUCCAAUGUUGCAAGAGCCUCUCCAACGCUGUGCUAAUUCACGCACGCAUCCCGGCUGCCAAUGGCGAUACUUUCCUGGCAAACAAGCUUAUCGAGAUGUACGGGAGGUGCGGCAGCGUGGAGCAUGCCCGGAAGGUGUACGACAGCAUCGUGUCCAGAGAUACCUUCUCGUGCUCCUUGAUGCUCUCGGCAUAUGCCCGCAAUGGGCUUAUCUGCGAGGCCGAGAAGCUCUUUGGCGACGUCGAAAGGCCAGACAAGGCAGCAUGGACCAUCAUGCUGACGUUGUAUGCACAAAACGGGAAUAUAGGAGAUGCUUCGAAGAUCUUCCGAAAGAUGCCAGACAAAGACCUGGUUGCGUGGAAUGCUAUGGUUAAUGCAUAUGCCGAAACAGGGCAAAUGGAUACGGCAAAAGCGUUGUUUGAUUCCAUGCCGCUUCGAAAUAUCGCGACAUGGAACACUCUGCUCUCUGGGUUUUGUUACUCCGGUGAUAUUAAUUUAGCGAAGUGUGCUUUUGAGGAGAAUCCAGAGCCUAAUAUUCUAACCUGGACUGCCUUGCUUUCGGCAUAUGCCCAAAGAGGGUAUCUUGAUCACGCGAAAAAGGUGUUUGAUGACAUGCCUUUGAGGGAUAUAGUGGCCUGGAAUGCUUUGUUGGUGGCAAACGCAAAGGCAGGGCGUUAUGAAGUUACGCAAAAUCUAUUCUCCGAGAUGCCGGAGCACGAUCUUGUGGCUUGGAAUUCCAAGAUCAUAGCACACGGCCAAGCUGGGAAUCUGGAAGAUGCCAAGAGAAUUGUCUCCGAGGAGCUCCCCGUGAAAUCUCUGGCUUCAUUCAACGCACUUCUCUCUCUCUUCUCCAGAGAGAAUAAACGUUUUGAGGCAGAAGAGCUAUUCUUUACUGUCAUGCCAGAGAGAGAUCUCGUCGCGUGCAACCAUAUGCUAGCCUUGUACGCGGAGCUCCAAGAUUCCUCUACAUGCAAAAGGAUAUUCGAAGAGAUGCCCCAAAUAAACACCAUCUCUUGCAACUCCAUGCUCGUCGCAUUUGCCCACGACGGGCAUAUCCAGCACGCCAAAUCCCUGUUUGACGCGAUCCCCGACCCCGAUCUUGCCACGUGGACGGCGUGUGUCGCGUCGCUUGGCGAGGCGGGAAGCACCGACGCUGCCAAGGCGAUGUUUGACACAAUGCCAGCAUGGGACCUGGUGACGUGGAAUGCCAUGGUGUCUGCGUACGGCAGAGCUGGGCUCGUGCGUACGGCUGGUCAGCUGUUCGAUUCCAUGCCGGAGCACUCACUUGCAUUUGCGAACGCAAUGCUAUCGGCGCUGUGCCAAUGUGGGCAUUUGGAAGAGGCCAGAGAGCUCUUGGAGCGUUUACCCGAACGAGAUGUAAUCUCGUGGAGUGUGAUUCUUGGGUGUUGUAGCGAUCAUGGCAAGUUCGAGCAGGUGAGCGAGAUCUUUGAAUCAAUGCCGGAGCACGAUUCUAUCUCUGCCACAGCUAUCGUCGCCGCAAAUGCUCGCAGAGGGCAUCUGGAUGAUUCGUUUCGAGUGUUCAGAUCUAUGGCGGAGCACAAUUGCAAUGCUGUGGCGGCUCUUAUCACAGGGCUUGGGAAGUCUGGCAAGUUACUUGAUGCAAAGACGAUGUUUGAUGAGAUUCCAUUCAAGAACGCAGUGGUCUGGACUGCGCUUGUCACGGCUUAUGCCUUACAAGGGCAUGUUGAGGACACGAUGAUCUUGUACGACAGGUAUAUGCCAGAGCAUAGUCUUGUGUGUGGAACCUCUGUGAUCGGUGUUCUUGGGCGAAGCGGCUGUUUAGAUGAAGCUAGAUGUGUUUUCAAGAGCUUUCCAAGCCGCGAUUCUUUAGCUGUGAGUUCCAUGAUAUGGGCUUAUGCCCUGAAUGGGUAUCUAGGCAAAUCAAGAGAAGUGCAUGAUCUUUGGAGAGACCCGAGCUUACUGUCCUGGAAAGCCAUGCUAGAAGCUUAUUCUCAUGCUGGUAAAGUCAUCGAAGCGAAGAGGGUGUUUGAUCAAUCUCCGGAAAGAGAUGUUUCGUUUGAUGCUUUGAUGGUUGCUGCAUACGCCCGGGGCGGAGAUCUAGAUCAAACGCUUGAGUUUUUCUUUUCCCUUGACGAGCUAAACGAGAGCUGCUUCAUUUGGAUCCUCGUUUCAUGCAGCCGCUCCGGCAAAGUCUCCACGGGGAUCCGACUCUUCGUCUCCAUGGUUGCGGAUUUCUCCUUGAAUCCUUCCAAGCAACACUACAGUUGCGUUGUUGAUCUCCUGUGCCGAGCCGGGCAUCUGGGCGACGCUCGAGAGCUAGUCAAAAGCAUGCCUUUUGUGCCGGACGGCCUGGAGUGGAGAUGCGUGCUUGCAACGCACGGACCGAUCGAUGAUGCCACAGUUGCAGCACACUCUACUUUGGAUGUGAAUCCGGAUCACGGUGCUGCCUAUGUGCUUCUCGCAAAUGCGUCGAUGGAAGCAAAGCGAUAGCCAUUUCUUCUUCGCAAGCAAGAAGAAAGCAAGCCUUUCGAAUCAAGGAAAGCUAAAGCUAGAAGAAAACUAAGACAAUGAGAUCCCAGGUAGAUCUCCGGGUUUUCAAGGUCUUCAAGGCGGGCAUCUUAUCUCCUGACUGAGCACAGAGCGUGACACUUAGUGGG